Molecule: messenger RNA, 876 nt
Organism: Lachancea lanzarotensis
Lineage: Eukaryota; Fungi; Ascomycota; Saccharomycetes; Saccharomycetales; Saccharomycetaceae
Gene: TGS1
Product: LALA0S01e03884g1_1
Exons: 1
Coding region: 1-876 (291 amino acids)
Biological process (GO): 7-methylguanosine cap hypermethylation; 7-methylguanosine RNA capping
Cellular component (GO): nucleus
Molecular function (GO): RNA cap trimethylguanosine synthase activity
Source: RefSeq, a predicted model, not a curated record
AUGGCUAGAGCCUCCAACUUGAGCCGAAGACGGCUCAAGCAUUUCGUUCAUCUAUCCAAACACAAGUACCGCCCACAACGCAAGGCAUUGAAAGCCCUGUUCAAGCAAGACACGUAUCGAAUCGAGCCCGAUGCCAAGGUGACAGACAAAUCCAUAUUCAAAUACUGGAAAAAUAGACAUCGGUUGUUUUCCAAAAUGCAAACCCAUGACCUGUACAUGACCCGAGAGCUGUGGUUUAGCGUUACUCCCGAAAUAGUGGCCAAAUUUGCUGCCAGAUUCAUCAAAAGCUGUCUACCCGAUGCCCAAGUCAUUCUGGAUGUCUAUUGUGGUGGUGGAGGCAACACCAUCCAGUUUGCACAAUAUUUCCAAAAAGUCUACGGCGUGGAUAAUUCUUUGGAGCACUUGUACUGCACAUAUCGCAAUGCUCAAGCGUACAGCGUGGAAGAUCGAGUAUGGCUGAAAUAUGGCGACUGGCCAACGUUGAGCCGGAAAAACCGGUUUGAAAAGCUUCAAAUCGACUGUAUCUUCUCGUCACCGCCCUGGGGCGGUCCGCAGUACUUGAAAAGCGAGGUUUACGACUUGGAAGCCGCAUUACAGCCCCAGGGCCUUCGAGAGACGCUACAAGGUUUCUUGCGAGUGAGUGAAAACGUUGUGUUGUUUCUGCCGCGCAACUCGGAUCUGGGACAAGUGUCGCAAGUGACUCGUGAGAUUUUGGGCGACGAGGCCCGUUGCAAGGUUCUUUAUGUCAAGGACAACGGAUUUCUAAAAGGAAUCCUCUGUUUCUGGGGUGAGAAGUUCUACAACUAUGCUUGUCAAACGGCACCAGAAGAUCCAACGACUGUAUCGUCGACUAUUGACUACGAUAUCGACGGCUAG